AUCAAUCACCUCGCUAUUCGGUCACUAUCAUGUCCCAGGAAGGCAAUAAAAGCACACAAGUGGUGCCCGCUUGGCUCACCCGCGAUUAUGUGGAGCAAAAGCUGCGAUCCUACUACAAGAAUGACACCCUCCGCCUGGGGAAACUGAACCUCAAGCUGUCACUCGGCAACGCGGAGAACUACUCCAGCGUGAUAACGCGCAUCUAUGUGGAGUACACCACGGAUAAAUCAGAGGACAAGCAAUCCACCAGAUUCCUGGUGAAAGAGAGUUUCGCCGACGCAGGUCCUGCGGCGCAGGUUCUCCUGAGCUACGGAGUAUACGACAGGGAACUGGAGAUGUAUGAGCGCAUCCUGCCCCAGAUGGCGGGUGUGGUGCGGAAUGAGCUGGCAGACUCCCGGAAACUCUUUGCACGCACUGUUUACGUGGAUCGGCAACGGGACUCGAUCAUCUUCGAGGAUAUGUCGCUGGAGAAUUACAGGGUGGCCGAUCGUCUUAAGAAACUGGAUCUGGAGCACACGCAUCUGGUGCUCGAAAAGCUGGCCAAUUUCCAUGCAGCCGGAGCAGCCUUGGCUGAGCGACAGCCGGGAAUCUUUGCGAAGAAUUUCGAUCGUGGAUUCUUUAAUCAGCAUACCCGCGGCUACGAGCCCGUCAUGAAGAAUCUGCUGAUGGCUCUGUCCCGUUCCCUGCAGCUGGAGCCGGAACUGUGUCAGCGUUACCAGGCGAAGAUCGAUCGACUGGUGGACAACGUAAUGGAGUACGGAGAACGAUCGACCUCCAUUGUUCCCGGGGACUUUGUGACCCUGGCUCACGGGGAUCUCUGGACCACCAACAUUAUGUUCCAAUAUGACGACGGAGAACAUCCAAUCAAUGCCAUUUUUAUCGACUUUCAGUUCAGUGCUUGGAACUCCCCGGCCAUCGAUCUGCAGUACUUCUUCUCAACUGCCUUGCAGACCGAUAUUCGACUGAAGAAGCAGCCAGAACUGGUCCAGUUUUACUAUUACAAACUGAAGGAUGCCUUGAAGAAGGUCAAGUAUUCCGGAAGUGUGCCGAGCUUAUUCGUCUUCCAUCAGCAGUUCAGGAACAGAGCCUUCUAUGCUGCCUUCGCAUCCCUCAUCUUUGAGCCAACGAUGACGUACACGGGCAAGGAAGAGGCGUCCAUGGAGCAGAUAAUAUCUCUUUCGGAGAAGGGAAUGCGCUUCAAGGACGACGCAUUUCAGGCGGAGGAAAUCAGGAAGAAGAUGCGUCUCACUUUGCCUUUACUAGAUCAUUUGGGGUUACUAGACGCGAUGUAAAGUCAAAACUAUAGCUUUAAUAUAGGUUUAUUAGUCUUAAAUAAGUUUACAUGCAAAAUAAAUAUAUGACAAGUGUUACAU
Molecule: messenger RNA, 1373 nt
Organism: Drosophila teissieri
Lineage: Eukaryota; Metazoa; Arthropoda; Insecta; Diptera; Drosophilidae
Exons: 2
Coding region: 30-1292 (420 amino acids)
Source: RefSeq, a predicted model, not a curated record